AUGGACACCGCCUCCAGCAGUACAUCCUUUUGCAGCUCAGCUUCUGCUUCAGGUACAACUACUCCGUUUGCAGGUGCAACCUUCACGCAAGCAACUCGGAUUGAGGUCCCGGUACACGUGUUGGAACAAUUUGCACAGCAGAAUACGAUUGACAAUGAGAUCCUUGGAGAUUUACGGGCGGCCGUUGUAGAACUACAUGACCGCAUGCAACACCGCACAAACAUCCUUGGAACAACAACUACCUCGUUGGCCGACGGCCACAACCUUGUGGUAGAAAAUUUAGGGCGUCUGCAGCAGGGCCUUGAUGCACACAGUGAAGUCAUCACUCGUCUUGUGCAGGACAACCGAGGAAUUCAUGAUGAGCUUGAAGCCACGCGCGCCCAGUUGGAAGAGGUUCGGACAAUGGCUCAGACCCCUCGAUUGGGACCAGAACAAUGGCAGGCUCAGGUGGAAGCACACAUCUUGAAACUUCAGAAUGAGUUCGACAUGCGAAUGAAGCAGGUCGAUGAUGAUCAUCAUAGCACAAAAUCCCGUGUUCGAAAUCUUGAGGACAGGGCUGUGAGUAGGACGGAAGUCCCUGAUGCUCACAUGGUACAGGAACAGGUGGACGAGACCUUUUCUGCGGUGCAGCACCUCAGAAGUGUCGUCGAGGCUAAGCACCUGGAGUUAGACAAUGGCUUGGCAGAGGCGAGGGAAUCGAUUCAGGACCUGUCCAACACUCAGCGGAAGGUUGAGAAGAGUCUUGAUCACCUUCAGGCACUUUGUGAGCAGUUUGCCAUGAACUCUGAUGGUGAGGAACAAGCAGAUGAACAGUAUCUUGAUGCCUAUGAAGGUUCAUGGUGGGGAAAUCAGGCGGGACUACAAGGUCAGGAGGAGCCCGAACGACCUCCAGGCCUGACAUCUUCCUCAGUGCCCUCUUCGAGACAGGCAUGGAAGCCUCUGGAUGAGCCCAUUGGAGGGCCAUCUGGACAGAAUCCUGCUCCAGCUGAGGGCAGGGACACCAGUCAGGAACAGGGCAAUGCAAUUCAUCAUGCUCGAUGGAAACUCCUGGCUGACGUUCAGUUGGCGGAGCAACGUCAUGGCGAGAGGAUGGCUGGCUUGGUCACUUUGGGACCGCCGCCGGAUGUGGAUCCACGAGAUUCUGAGUGCGAAAGCAGGCUUAUCCUUUUGUUGAUCCGUUGCCUUCCUCAGGAAUGGAAAACAAGCGUGCUGGAACAACAGGACGAGUCCAAGGGCAUGAGAGCUUUGGAUCUCCUAGAGGGAGUCUUCGAAGUCCUGCAGCCCGGCGGGGCUGCAGAGAUGCAGUCCUUGAACACGUUCGUUCGUACACUUCGGCCUGUUACGACGGCAAAGGAUGGACUCAGUGUUCUUAGGCGCUGGCGUCUCGCCAGAACCAGGGCCACAGCUCUGGCACUUCCGAAGUUGGCACCGUUUGAAGAACUACAAGCUCUAAGUACGAUGGCACAGACUUUGGAGCGGCGUCAUGAUCGUUUUCGCACCCUCUUGGGCUUGCUUCGGACAGAUCCCGACAUCAUCCGCCCCACAGCAGCUGGAGUUGAAAAGAUGGUCACUCUGAUAGAGCAGCAGUUGCAGCUGCUCAGCGCUGAUGAGCACAUCAAGGCGAACAGGCAGCAUGAGCCUGAUCCUCAAGCUGCGAAGGGCAAAGGCGAUGGCAAAGGAAAGGACAAAGGCAAGAGAGGGGGCAAGGAAACGAAGAAGCCAUGUGAGUUCAUGAAGAAAUACGGGAAGUGCAAAUUUGGCGACAGAUGUCACUACAGCCAUGAUGGUCUACAAGGACAGGCGCCAAGAACGACACCGAAUCCUAAGGCUGCUCCAGUUUCGACGCCAGCUAAGGAGUCUGGUACACAGGAGUGUCUUGCAUGGGCCAAGAAUGGGAAAUGCAAGUUCGGCGACAAGUGUAGAUACCAGCACAAUGGUGAAGCGAACAAGGCAGCAAAUCCGAAGGCGAAGCAAAAACCAAAGGCAAAGGCCAAAUCCUCAGCAUCAGCGGCAGAGGGAGAGUCCGAACUUGUCGGAGUGAAGCCUACAGCGUCUGCUAUCCGUGUUUCUUCCAGUGUCGCUAGAAUGGCACGCAGCAUGCAGAGCGAGGAGGAGAGCAGCAGUCAGGCAUUUUCUGGUGAGGAGUUUGAGAUUCCCACGCAUGCAGAGGCAAGUACUCCCGAGUGGUCAGAUGCUGAACAAGGAGUUUUCCCUGAUGAAGAUUCAGAUGUCUCUGCAGAAGAAGGGGACGAUGAGCGCAGGGGAGACGAUCCUUUGUGGGUACUUGACGUAACUUUGCAGGAUUUUGUUGCGUGGACACGGCCAAAUCACAUCCAGACCAGGGCAGAGAGGCUUUUCCGCGAGGAGGAGAACCCAUAUGCAGUCACCUGGGGUACAUGGAUCAUACUGCAUCACGACACCGAGGAUGCAGAUGAGGCUGGUGCUAUCCCGAUCGGGGACAGCGUUGUGAUGCUCCAAUACGAUUGGACACUUGUGAUGUGCAUCGAUGCUGUGGCACGACCUUGCGUAGUAACACGUCUCAUGGACGAGGACACUGGCAGAGAGAGACUGGUGGCACUGAUACGAGUGCCCUAUGAACAUAUGCCGUUUGUUCGUCCUUGGGAACAUGCAUCAACAUCCAGUCAGUCAAUAAGACUUCCGUGUGACCAGGCUGCAUCAUCGACAGAUCCAAGAGCUCCAGCUGCAGAGGCACCCACAGUACCGCCGCCGCCUCCAUGUGUGAACUACCAACCUCCAGCACAGGGACGAGCCCAGGCAACUGAGAUGUUUCAUGUGCAUGUACGACAUCCACCAGUACAUGGAACUUUACCUCAGAGGAGAAGACGCAGUGCGACACAGAGCGACAUGAGUCAUGCUUGUGCUGCUAAGGGUUGCACGACUGGGUCAGAGCAUGAUCUGGUGUUGGCAGACUCAGGUGCUAACGAAGUUAUUCGCCCGGCCCAAGACCAACCGCCGCCGCGAUCUAUGCAGGUGGAUCUCACGUUGGCAGACGGAAGUGCAAUUCCAUCCUACAGGUCUAGAGAUGGCGAGCUUGCCGUUCCGGGCAGUGAUUCGUGGAUAGCACCCAUCGGCAAGAUUGUGGAGCUUGGCUACAGGUUUGUGUGGGACAACAUGACGGGAGCGCAGCUGAUUCGGGGAGAGGGAGAUGAGGCAGAAGUUAUCUACAUGAAAGUGGAAAAUGGCCUUCCCUACCUUGAGUGGCAUGAUUUUGCAACAUUGCGCCGACAGCUUUCACAGGCUUACAGACAACAGAAACGCGUGCUGUGUGCUCGUGCUGAGAUCAAGGAACCUCAGACCUUGCAGGCCAUCACCAUGAAUGACCUGGAGGAGUGCGAGGCGCAGGCAAAAGGGGCGAAGGAUCGUGAAUCAGUGCAGCAUGGUGAGAAUCUUGCGCGGAAGGUGUUUGAGCAGUCCACAAUUUCCUACGAUGAUGCGCUUGAGGUCAUCAUGAAGGCAGACAUCGAACCACAGAAAAAACGUAGAGCAUGCAUUGAGGGAGAGGACGACAAAGUGAAAUGUUGGGUUUCUGGAGCUUUUGCAGUGGGUCCGAAUGUGGGAAUCACAGAUCGCACAAAGGGCAGACCAUGGCUGGUAAAGGUCAUCAACAAGUUUAUGCAUCAGCAACUUCCUGACAUGCGACGGUCGUCUUUCUCAAUCAGUUGGGACAUCGCUUUUGCACCACACCGUGAUUUAGGCAAUGCAGAAGGCAGUCAGAAUGCAUUGGUGGUCCUGAGUCACAAGGGCAUGUGCAAAGGUGGUGACCUUUGGAUCGAGCAUCCUGAAGGCGAACAUGUCAGACGGGUAUCUGAUAAGAAGGCUUUACGUGGACUACUGAUGCCGGCUCAGCGGAAUCCAGUUCUCUUCAACCCAAAGAAGUGGCAUGGUACCGCUCCUUGGCAGGGAACAAGAGUGGCCCUGACCUUGUUUACAACUCGCGGAGCAGCAUCCUUGAGCAGAGUCCAGCAGUUACAACUUGAUGAUGUUGGCUUUACAUGUUUCCGUGACUCGACGGGAAGGAGCAUCAGCAGGGCGGAAGAUGAACAGCACAAGCAGCCUGAAGCACACAGCAACAACAUCUGCAACAGGGUCCCUCGGACUUCAGGGUGUUCAGGGAGCCCGUAUGGGAAUGAUGUCGGACAGGAUUUGGUUUGUUGUGGGGAUGAAUUUCAGGGUUGCGAAAGAGAGAGAGCGGUAGAAAGCGCCCAUGGCCCUUGCUUUUCAAACUGGCAGCUGCCGGAUGUGCGCACAACUUCCGAUCUCGAGGUCCCCGUGCCUGAGGCCUAUUCUUCUGCGUGUGCUGGAAACGCAGGCACUUCUCUUGAUCCUCUGGAGCUCGAAUAUGAACUCUCAUUGCCAGAUCCGGAUGGGUGUCCUUCACUGGAUGACCACGAGAAGGCAAAGGAUGAUCUUGAAAGAGGCACCGUUGCAGCUGAAGAGGGCAGGAAGCCGACGAAGAAUGUGGCACACCAUGAAAUGGACGACUACAGAACCCGUGGAGUCAAAAGGCCGCAUCGAAAGAUCAAGCCGGGAGACCUAUCAUCUGGCGUACUCUCCUCCAUUUGA
Molecule: messenger RNA, 4584 nt
Organism: Symbiodinium natans
Lineage: Eukaryota; Dinophyceae; Suessiales; Symbiodiniaceae
Source: the annotation of a GenBank genome assembly